This is a messenger RNA of Diatraea saccharalis (sugarcane borer), 1546 nucleotides long. The record is from the annotation of a GenBank genome assembly. Lineage: Eukaryota; Metazoa; Arthropoda; Insecta; Lepidoptera; Crambidae.
AGUUCCGUGGAGUGAGUGUGUGCAGAUAGUCAUCACAGUUUUGGGACCUGUAAAUACUCCCACACAACAAGUUCAAAAUGUCGGCAGAAAACCCAAUCUACGGACCCUUCUUUGGAGUUAUGGGGGCGGCGUCUGCUAUUAUCUUUAGCGCGCUGGGAGCUGCAUAUGGCACUGCCAAGUCAGGCACGGGUAUCGCAGCCAUGUCGGUGAUGCGGCCCGAGCUUAUCAUGAAGUCCAUUAUCCCCGUUGUCAUGGCGGGUAUUAUUGCCAUUUACGGGCUGGUAGUAGCUGUACUGAUAGCAGGUUCUUUGGAGCCUCCCACUAACUACCCACUCUACAAGGGAUUCAUCCACUUGGGCGCUGGUCUGGCCGUGGGUUUCUCCGGUCUGGCGGCAGGUUUCGCCAUAGGCAUCGUGGGUGAUGCCGGCGUUCGUGGUACCGCGCAACAACCGAGGUUAUUCGUCGGAAUGAUCCUGAUCCUCAUUUUCGCCGAAGUGUUGGGUCUAUACGGUCUCAUCGUGGCCAUCUAUCUUUACACAAAACAGUAAAUCUGCAGAGCACACUCCACUCCCGUCGGCCGUGUUCCGAGUCUCUAUGCCGGCAUUUAUCAUUCGCGCACAGGGAGUCGUCGCCGGUAGCGGCCCGUAUAGAGUCCCGGAUCGCCGCAUAACUAAGGCCGUUCCUCCUAUUUACAUUGAACAUUUCUAUCGAUGGGAACAGUGGCACUGUUUUUUUUUCCCACUAUUCCUAUUAUAAUUUAUUUGAAUUGUAAGUCUUCUAGGGCUUUUCUCAAUAAAAUUUCAUGAUUGUGUAUAUUUUUCCAAAUCUUAAUCGGACACUUGUAAUCCUUAUUAUGUUUGCAUAAUAUUGUAAAUGGAAAUAGUGGGAACGCCCGCAUUCCGCAUCCUUGUAUACUAGUGUUCCCGCCCGGAGCCGGCCGGUGUCGCCUCGAUGCUGCGGCGGCGCUGCGCCUCGCUUCGCGCUUGUAUAAAUCAUUUUUUCUAUUUCAAUUAUAUAUAGAAUAUCGAAUUGAGAUCAUGUUCGACGCUACCGUGCGACGACGGCGUAAUUUAAUUAUUUUAAUUUAUUAUAUUACAUUUCUGUUUCGGUGACGGGAUGACUCCCGUUCCACCUUUCGACAUAUCAGAGUUGAUUUGCGCGUCCCCGUCCCUCGCGAACGUAACUUCAUACCAUCUGACGAUAUCACUUUUAGAUUAUUUUAGCAUAAGGCGAAACUAAUGUACAGUUAGAGUAGAAAUUUAAGUCCAAACAAGUUAUCUUAAAUAAUUUAUGAACCGUUGAAACCCCCGGUACCGUGUACCGACCGUGUUUAACGCUGAGAAGUUGGGUCAAACCUGGCUCUAUUCUACAUGCUAAUUAGCUUUCAGUGUUAUAGUGGACGUAUGUAUCCUAAUAAAACUGUUGGCCUGUGAAUAUGUUCUAUAAUAUAAAUCUCGAGAUAGUGACCACUGAGAUAAAUUUUUAAAGCAAGUCACGAACAUUGUAUUGCCAGGAAAUCAGUAAAUAAAAAUGAUUUGUACAUUCC